GGCGACCAUUGGGGACAAGGUAGCGUUGAACAGAAGAGAGAGAGAUAUAUAGAUAGAGAGAUAGAGAGGACAGUAGUCGCGUAUUGUCGCAACAUUUUCUUGUGCGUGCAUCAUUAUAAACUUAGUGCCAGCCAGGUCUUCUGUAUUAAUUAUUGCAUGCGUAGAGCAGAUCAUCCAGCGUUGGACUGGCAUCUGGUUACGAAAGAAACGGGACGGCACCAGUGGAAAUACUAUCUGAAAACUCCAUUAGCCUUGCUUCGUUCGUUUUACAAUUGCCAGCAGUCACAGUCACAGCAGCCUAUUUCCGAGGACGCGAAUCGCGAUCACAGGGACCGCUGGAGAAGUCUCACGUUUUGUCGUUUGAUUUAUAGACUGGUCACUGUAAUUUACGCAAUAGCCUAGUUUUCUGGACUCCUUGCAAUUUUUUUUCUCUUUGGUCCAAAGUAGUCCAUGCAAGCCUAGUUGCUAUACCAUUUUUUAAGAAACCUACGUGACAGACAGAUUCAAUCAUUACUCUCAAAAGGGACAAACGAGGGACCAUGGUGAAUCCUGGAGGUAGCAGCCAGCCCCCUCCGGUGGGAGCAGGGUCCCUGUCCUGGAAGAGGUGUGCGGGCUGCGGGGGGAAGAUCGCUGACCGCUUCCUUCUCUAUACCAUGGACAGCUACUGGCACAGCCGAUGCCUUAAGUGCUCCUGCUGCCAGGCCCAGCUGGGGGAGAUUGGCACCUCCUGUUACACCAAGAGCGGCAUGAUCCUCUGCAGAAACGACUACAUCAGGUUAUUUGGGAACAGUGGGGCAUGCAGUGCUUGUGGCCAGUCCAUUCCAGCCAGUGAACUGGUCAUGAGGGCACAAGGCAAUGUGUACCAUCUCAAGUGUUUCACGUGUUCUACCUGCCGGAACCGGCUGGUCCCAGGGGACAGGUUCCACUACAUCAACGGCAGUCUGUUCUGUGAACACGACAGACCCACAGCACUCAUCAAUGGACAUUUGAGUUCACUGCAGACAAACCCACUACUGCCCGACCAGAAGGUGUGUUAGGAGCAAGGUGUGCAAGAAGCAGGAUGCGUGCCUUCAUUUUAACCCUAGCUUAUUGUCACCCACUACUUUCUGGAUCCCUGUACCAUCCCCCCUGCCCUGCCCCCAGCCCCUCCCCCCCUGCUCUCCAGGCACCCAGACUCUUACCUGAGCCCCCAGGCAGCCUCCUCAAUCUACCAAGACCCCCGCUUCUCUCUGUACAACACCCACCCUCGUCCCCACCCUAACUCCCUUUUAUGGGAGGACAUACCCCCCCCACGCUUAUGAUACGCCUGAGAUGUGAUUCUGAGGACUCCAUGAUUCUGACACUGGACUAAAGUAGACUUGAUCAGAACUGGAGGGACACUGAGAAAGAGAGGAAGAGGAACCGAUUUGAGGAUGGACAGAACGAGACAAAGAAAGAGAGAAAAAUACAAAAUGAAGCUAAUCAAGUUGCGGUUGUUUUUCAAAUCUGCACACAGUUGUACAUUUGUUUUUGUUUUUAGUAUCGGGGGAAAGAAACGACUGUCUCCUUUUAAUGUACCCCUCUUCUUUUUACCUCCUACUUGCCUUCCAACCUGAUAUUCGCUUGUUCAUUAUUUGAAGUGUUGUGAAGAGACUGUGUUUCUAUUUUGGUGGUAUAUAAAACAAGACUAGGUUAAAAAGUAUCCGUGGCUUUUUUGUGGAAACGUAAUACCAUUAUGAUGAGCAUUCUCUUGGUGUAUUUGUAAAACUACCAUGUAUGUAUGCAUGUAAAUGUUUUUGUCCUGACGUGGCUCACAGUACAUUCUGCUCCUGACACAGCCUAAUGGACCAUACAGACCAUAACGAAUGUGGGCCGUGUGCAGCAGGUGUCUGUCCUAUCGCCUCUGACCACAAACCACGGCCGGCAGUUUCUGUUCAUUUACCGACGAUUCUUCAUGUUGAAUCACCUCCGCUCAUCGACACCUAGCAGAUGAUCUACUGCACACAGCCAAUGUUGGUGUUGGUCUUUCCUGUCAUUAACCCCGAGUCCUCUCCUCCUGAACCUGAACCUAAACCUGAACCUAAACCUGAACCCAUGGCUUAACAAAAGAAAGAUGUUCAGAGUCACUAAUGUAGAGAUUUUCACCAACCCUAUAAAUUCAUGAAUGAAAGAAAAAUCUAUUUGUGAUAUUUUCAGAGACAUUUGCUCCAGUAUGGUGUAUUUGAUUAAUAAAAAAUAUUA
Messenger RNA from Oncorhynchus nerka (sockeye salmon), 2220 nucleotides. RefSeq names its product LIM domain only 4b (gene lmo4b). The transcript is spliced from 5 exons. The record is from RefSeq and is a predicted model, not a curated record. NCBI's taxonomy places the organism in Eukaryota, Metazoa, Chordata, Actinopteri, Salmoniformes, Salmonidae. The coding region runs from base 540 to 1037 and encodes 165 amino acids.